CCCGAUUUUUAGGUUAAGAGACUCGACUUUGAGGUUAAAAUCAACCCCGGAGAAAUCGACCAUCAGUGAAAAUUAUUUUCCGUGAAUUUCGACUCGAGCGUCGACGUAUUUAAGGAGCAUUAUUCUGAGAUUUUUCAUUCUGAUUCGAGGCUUGUGAUUUUUUUUUAUUUUCUUUUUUUUUAGAGGGAGAGGCGCUCUCUUUGAAGCAACCCUGCUCGUGUGUGAAGUGCUUCCUGCCCACGAUCGUUUCGCACCGGUGUAAACCACUUCCGUCGACUGCCCUGCUCUCCAAGGAAUAAAAGCAAACAGUGACCGUGCGUGGAUGGCUUCGAUCCGUGUUUAAAUAUAAUUUUUCGCCGCGAAGGAGUGUUACGUUCGAUUUGAAAAUCGACCAUGUCGUACAGAGGAGCUUCCAUGGGCCAGCAUGAGGUCGAAACUGACGUGCAAAAUCUACGGGAACAAUUGGAGCAGAUGAGGAGCCUGGUGAACGACCACGCGCAUAUCCUGGAGGGCUCCGAGAAAGGGAAGAAGAAGAAGGCGAACCAAGACAGCAUUAUCAACGGUUCUUUCCUCAGUUUCAUGUUCCUUACUGUAUUCAUGAUGAUCAUGGGCGUCUCUAUCUAUGCCUUCAAGAGCCUCUUCGCCGCCAUCAUUAAAAAAUUCAACCACACGCAUACCGAGCUAUGAAAUGGCGAGUCCGUCGCCUUCUAGAGUGCAGUGGCCAUUCUAGUAAGUUGGCAAUACUGGUUUCGCUCCCAUUUAAUGCAAUUAUAAAUAAUCGAUGAUGUGCGAUUCAAGGUAUCGAUUGUUUUACAUACGGUAAAACUGUUAAAGCCGAGUAUUACCAACUCGCUAUAAGUGCCACUCUGCCAUGCUGAGGGAAUACGGCGUAUGAACAUUCGAGAGUUGCCAAAUUUCCCUCGAUAAAAUGUUUAUUUUUGAGGAACAUUCUGAAUACUUUUCCUUGAAAU
Bemisia tabaci is the source of this 971-nucleotide messenger RNA. RefSeq lists its product as uncharacterized. The record is from RefSeq and is a predicted model, not a curated record. Lineage: Eukaryota; Metazoa; Arthropoda; Insecta; Hemiptera; Aleyrodidae.